Molecule: messenger RNA, 2796 nt
Organism: Maylandia zebra (zebra mbuna)
Lineage: Eukaryota; Metazoa; Chordata; Actinopteri; Cichliformes; Cichlidae
Cellular component (GO): membrane
Molecular function (GO): opioid growth factor receptor activity
Source: RefSeq, a predicted model, not a curated record
UCUGUGAAGUGCGUAAGGGAAAGCGAAACAGACUGACCGAUUAUCUUCACGCAUGAGGGUUAUGUCGGUGCUGUGUCGCUGCUGUAAAGUAAUAAUGCAUUGGUUUGGAUACAAUGGGAUUCGCUCGCUCUGGCACUGGAUAGUGCUCCACAGGAAUCCUUUACUGUUCUUGCUUUUUCCACUGGUUCCACUGUUUAGAUUUUUAACUUAUUCAAAGAAAGACGGAAAUGAGCCUGAAACAAGCGACGACAACACACGUCUACUCAGGAAUUCACUUGACGAUGAAGAGAAGGCUAUUAGUGACGGACAGAAGAGGACUUCAGACGAAGAUGGGGUGCCCGUGAGCAAGCGAGCAAAGUCUAACCAAGAUAACUUUCAAAAUGAUCGAGUUGAGACCGCUGAUAAAAAUGUUUCUAUGGUACACCCAAAUGAGUCUGAAAUGCGCACGGAAAAUGCAGUUGACGAAGGGAAGAAGCUGACAGGGCCGGAAGAAGAAGAGGAAGAGUUUGACAGCACAGAGUAUCGAGUUCACACUACGGAUGAAUUCUACUGCGACUAUGAUUCAACCUGGGAGACCGACCCGAAUGAGGAGAGCCCACCCAGCAGGAUCAGACGGUCAACAAACUCCAACUAUUACAACUUCAGCAGAUUUGAACGUGCUGCGAGAGACAUGCAGAACUACAGACAUGACUACCCUAGCCAAAUCAAGACACAGCACAGGAAGAAGAACACAAAUGACGACAAGUCUAAUCUGAAUUUCUACCUUGGAAAGAAACGAUCGGUGCCAGAUGGUGUCAGCAUAACUGAGUUCCAUGAACAAUGGUAUGGAGACUAUGAAAGCCUUGAGUACGUGCACACAUAUAUUCAGUGGUUGUUCCCACUGCAAGAACCAGGAGUGAACUAUGAGGCCAGUACACUGACAAAGGAAGAAAUUACGGAUUUUCUUAAUCACAGCCUUGCAAAGCAAAACCUGCUGAAGUCGUACGAGCUCAUGUUGGACUUUUAUGGUAUCGUGUUGUGUGAUGAAAAAACUGGAGAAGUCAGGAGAGCAAAGCACUGGGAAGAAAGAUUUGACAACCUUAACAGUCACACACACAACAGCCUGCGCAUCACUCGCAUCCUGAAGUGUCUGGGAAACCUGGGUUACCGUCACUACCAAGCCCCUCUGGUCCACUUCUUCCUGGAGGAGACUCUGGUCAACGGACAACUUCCAAACAUCAGGGACAGCGUCCUCAGCUACUUUAUGUUUGCUGUACUUGAUAAGAAAAAGCGCAGACGUCUCAUCAAGUAUGCAUAUUUGCACUAUGAGCCUAAAGAUGAGUUUGUGUGGUGCCCAAAGAAAAUCCAAAAAUUGUGGUCAAAGCAGCCCAAGGCAGCAAAGGAAGAGGCCGCUGACUCUCUGGAGUCGCAGGAGGACACUGUGAUUUCUGACAGUGAAGCACAAGAAGAGGAAAACCUGUCUGAAGAUGAGUCGUGUAACAAUGCAGAGUAUGAGUCUCGUGAGGGUGAAGAAACUUUCAGCCAUAAUGAAGAUUGAUUGAUGACAAUGGAAAGCUUAUGAAUAAUACUGAUAAAUUGCACUGAAGUAUGGAGUGAUUUAGUUCAACACUGUAGAUCUUAGAUUACUAGCAGGUUAUUGUGCUUUACACACUGAGUCAAAGGGCUUGAUUCUUUAUAGAAAUCUUUGUUUACUUCAAUAUUUACAACUUAAAGUUUGGAUUUUUAUUCGCAAUUAAUUCUUUUUCUGAACAUAAAUAAUGAAGCGUUCUGAAAUGGAUGCAUGUUUUACACAAAAUUCAAGGGUUAAUGUUAUUGUGUGACUAUGUGGGAUCAAUUACUAAAUGUUUUUGCGUUCUUGUGUCUAGAAUUAAAACAUUCUCAUUCAGAAAGUUCACAUCUUGUUGUUUUAUAUCUGUCUUAAUUUCCUUUCAGAGUUGCAUAUUCAAAUCGCAGGUUAGUAAAGGUUGUGGCCAAAAUAAAAUUAGAGGGUGGCAAGAUAAAAAAUGUUACAGUCAGUUACAAAGCCAAUUCAUGUAUUACUACAGUUGGUCACUUUACAAAAGGACAUAAAAAUCUCUGACAGACUCCCAAAUAUUGCUGCCCAUCAAAGGUUAACAGCCUCAACUGUUCACUUUCUAAUUCUGUCACCUGACUCCUUACACCAGCAAUCAUCACAGCUAAACAACAAUGUGAAGGCAAAGAAAUUACACACAACUUUAAAGUUGAAUACUUGCUCCGUUAAUAUUUGAAAGAAAAGGGUUUUUAAAACUGAGGCAAAUUUCAUCAAAUGGGUUCAAACAGUUGAGCUGAAACAAAAAUAGCUUGUGUUCCCACCAGACUGUGAGCACCAUCUUUUGCAGGCUCCACAGAGACAAAGGGAGAGCAUUUAGAUUUCUUUCUUUUUUAAAAAAGAAAAAUCACCUAAAUCGACAGCAUGGAUGGGAACAGCAGGAAUGUAACUGAGAAUAUUGCUGAAGUAAAGCUUUAAUGUACUUUUACCUUAUUUAGGUAUUUCUAUGCCACUUUCUGCUUUUACUCCACUGUGUUUAUAAUGCAAAGAUUAGACUUUGUACUCCAUGCUGAAAGGCAGAGGAGAGCGAGCGUUCUCAAUUGCAGGUCCGAUGCUUUGGAAUAACCUUCCCCUCCAUAUUAGACAAGCGUUAUCAGUGCAGGUCUUUAAGUCCAGAUUGAAGACCUAUUUUUUAUUCCCUGGCUUGUAACUUUGCAGGAAACUGACACCUUUCUUAUUAAUUUUAUUGUAUUUUUAAUAAUUUUAUUGUAUUUUUAAUUUAGCUA